Colletotrichum siamense is the source of this 219-nucleotide messenger RNA. RefSeq lists its product as uncharacterized. The coding region runs from base 1 to 219 and encodes 72 amino acids. NCBI's taxonomy places the organism in Eukaryota, Fungi, Ascomycota, Sordariomycetes, Glomerellales, Glomerellaceae. The transcript is spliced from 2 exons. The record is from RefSeq and is a predicted model, not a curated record.
AUGCUCGUUUUGCAACGCAGUCUAGAUAACCGCAAUUCUCGCAUGUGCUGCGUCCGUUCCCCUCAACUCACGAGGUUCGCCCGGAGGUCUCUGUUCCCCUCUUCCAUGACCCAAGCUUGCCCGGAGCUUGUUCCGGUGGGGAUCCACAGCUCAGCGACAUGCCGCCAAGUUCAUGCCCUCAGAUAUAGUACCAAGUAUGCAGUUCAUGCCUUGAACUGA